GGGCGAGUUCUGGAAAUGGAGCUUCCAGGAGGGGGAGAAGAUCAGCUUGAACGGGUCUUUUUACGACUUGGCCAUGCUGAAACAGAUGAACAAUUACAGAAUAUUAUAUCUAAAUUUCUUCCUCCUGUUUUGCUCAAAUUGUCCAGUACCCAAGAAGGAGUACGGAAAAAGGUAAUGGAACUGCUGGUCCAUCUGAAUAAGCGUAUAAAAAGCCGCCCCAAAAUACAGCUCCCAGUGGAGACACUACUGGUUCAAUACCAGGACCCUGCUGCAGUUUCCUUUGUCACAAAUUUUACUAUAAUUUAUGUGAAGAUGGGCUAUCCUCGCCUACCAGUGGAAAAGCAAUGUGAAUUGGCCCCUACGCUUCUUACUGCCAUGGAGGGGAAGCCUCAGCCACAGCAGGAUAGCUUAAUGCAUCUUUUAAUACCAACCCUUUUUCACAUGAAAUACCCUGUUGAAUCAUCAAAAUCAGCUUCUCCGUUUAAUCUUGCUGAGAAACCAAAGACUGUGCAGCUGCUUUUGGACUUCAUGCUAGAUGUCCUUCUGAUGCCUUAUGGAUAUGUGUUAAAUGAAUCCCAGAGUCGCCAAAAUUCAUCUUCAGCACAGGGUUCUUCUUCAAACAGUGGGGGAGGUUCUGGAAUUCCACAGCCUCCCCCAGGAAUGAGCUUUUAUGCAGCUAAACGAGUUAUUGGUGAUAACCCAUGGACACCUGAACAGUUGGAGCAGUGCAAAUUGGGCAUUGUGAAAUUCAUAGAAGCUGAACAGGUGCCUGAACUUGAAGCUGUUCUCCACCUGGUGGUUGCUUCUAGUGACACACGUCACAGUGUGGCAACAGCGGCAGACCUCGAAUUGAAAAGCAAGCAAAGCUUAAUUGACUGGAAUAAUCCUGCCAUCAUUAAUAAAAUGUACAAGGUAUACCUUGGAGAUAUACCACUGAAGACAAAAGAGGGAGCAGUUCUGAAGCCAGAGCUGAAAAGGGACCCAGUUAGUACUAGAGUCAAGUUAAAGAUUGUCCCUCAUCUCCUUCGCUCUAGACAAGCUGCUGAAACUUUCCCAGCUAACAUUCAGGUGGUAUAUGAUGGACUUUUUGGUACAAAUACAAAUUCAAAGUUAAGAACAUUAUCCCUGCAAUUUGUACAUCACAUUUGUAUAACCUGUCCAGAAAUCAAGAUUAAGCCAUUAGGUCCAAUGCUUUUGAAUGGCCUCACUAAACUAAUCAAUGAAUAUAAAGAAGACCCUAAACUACUGUCAAUGGCAUAUUCAGCUGUUGGAAAACUCUCCAGUCGAAUGCCCCAUUUAUUCACUAAGGAUAUAGCUCUUGUGCAGCAGCUUUUUGAAGCUCUAUGUAAGGAAGAGCCUGAGACACGGCUUGCCAUACAAGAAGCAUUAUCUAUGAUGGUUGGGGCAUAUAGUUCUUUGGAAGGAGCACAGCGAACUCUGAUGGAGGCACUUGUGGCUUCUUACUUAAUAAAGCCUGAAGUUCAAGUUCGACAAGUGGCUGUGAAAUUUGCCAGCACAGUGUUUCCCUCAGAUCAUAUACCUUCCAGAUACUUGCUCCUACUAGCUGCAGGAGAUCCACGAGAAGAAGUUCAUGGAGAAGCACAACGAGUAUUAAGAUGUCUUCCUGGUAGAAACAAAAAAGAAGGUGCUUCUAAGCAGAUGCCUUCUUUCCCAGAAAUGGUAUAUUAUAUCCAAGAAAAGGCUUCCCAUCGAAUGAAAACUCCAGUCAAAUACAUGACCGGGACUACUGUCCUUCCAUUUAAUCCAGCAGCAUUUGGAGAGAUAGUCCUGUACUUGCGCAUGUGUUUGGCUCACAGUGCAGGGGUGGUGCCUACCUCUCAGAGUUUGGCUGAUAUGCAAGAUCAUGCUCCAGCCAUUGGACGCUACAUACGGACUUUAAUGUCAAGCAGCCAGGUGACAGCCUCAUCAUCAUCUAAUAAAAGUGGAGAAACCAACCCCGUUCAGAUCUACAUUGGCCUGCUUCAGCAGCUGUUAGCAGGUGUUGGAGGUUUGCCGGUCAUGUACUGUCUGUUGGAAGCUGUGUCAGUAUAUCCAGAAAAAUUGGCUACCAAGUUUGUAGACAAAACAGAAUGGAUAAAGAGUUUGAUGAAUAGCAGUAAAGAAGAAAUGCGUGAAUUGGCAGCAUUGUUUUAUUCUGUGGUUGUAUCAACUGUAUCGGGAAAUGAGUUGAAAUCAAUGAUAGAACAACUUAUAAAGACUACAAAAGACAAUCAUAGCCCUGAGAUACAGCAUGGAUCCUUGCUUGCCUUGGGAUUCACAGUGGGAAGAUACUUGGCUAAAAAGAAGAUGAGAAUGGCAGAGCAGCAAGACCUGGAGACAAAUGAGGAUUUGCUGCCUGAGCAAGAGGAGCUCAUUCAGAGCGCUACAGAAACAAUAGGCUCGUUUUUGGAUAGUACAUCACCCCUCUUGGCAAUUGCUGCCUGUACAGCUUUGGGUGAAAUUGGCAGAAAUGGUCCACUCCCAAUCCGCAACGAGGGAUCUGGCUUUACCAAAUUACAUCUUAUAGAAAGUUUACUAAAUAGAAUUCCUUCCAGUAAAGAAACAAAUAAGAUGAAAGAACGAGCAAUUCAAACAUUGGGCUAUUUUCCAGUUGGGGAUGGGGAUUUUCCUCAUCAGAAACUCCUCUUGCAAGGUCUGAUGGAUUCCGUGGAGGCCAAGCAGAUAGAACUUCAGUUCACUAUUGGUGAAGCCAUUACCAGUGCUGCAAUAGGAACUAGUUCUGUGGCUGCCCGAGAUGCCUGGCUAGUGACUGAAGAAGAAUAUAUUCCUCCUUCUGGCGCCAAAGUGAAUGACGUAGUCCCCUGGGUGUUGGAUGUGAUUUUAAAUAAACACAUCAUCAGCCCCAACCCACAUGUGAGGCAAGCAGCCUGUAUCUGGCUCCUUUCCCUUGUGAGGAAGCUUAGUACCCAUAAGGAAGUGAAGUCUCAUCUUAAAGAAAUUCAGAGUGCAUUUGUUUCAGUUCUGUCAGAAAAUGAUGAACUUAGCCAAGAUGUUGCCUCCAAAGGCCUUGGGUUGGUUUAUGAACUAGGCAGUGAACAAGAUCAACAGGAAUUGGUGUCUUUGCUUGUUGAAACACUUAUGACUGGCAAAAGAGCUAAACAUGAAGUUUCUGGAGAGACGGUUGUGUUUCAAGGGGGAACCCUUGGCAAAACACCGGAUGGCCAGGGCCUUUCUACUUACAAGGAGCUUUGUUCUCUGGCAAGUGAUCUUAGUCAGCCAGAUCUGGUGUAUAAAUUUAUGAAUCUGGCCAACCAUCAUGCAAUGUGGAACUCAAGGAAGGGUGCUGCUUUUGGUUUUAAUGUAAUUGCUACAAGAGCCGGAGAACAGCUGGCUCCUUUUCUGCCUCAACUAGUUCCUCGUCUUUAUCGUUAUCAGUUUGAUCCCAACCUUGGCAUUCGACAGGCCAUGACAAGUAUUUGGAAUGCAUUGGUCACUGAUAAAUCAAUGGUGGAUAAGUAUUUGAAGGAAAUUCUUCAAGAUUUGGUUAAGAAUCUUACUAGCAAUAUGUGGCGAGUUCGAGAAUCCAGCUGUUUAGCUUUGAAUGAUUUAUUGAGAGGAAGACCCCUAGAUGACAUCAUUGAUAAACUUCCAGAAAUUUGGGAAACACUUUUUAGAGUACAAGAUGAUAUCAAGGAGUCUGUACGAAAAGCAGCUGAAUUAGCUCUGAAAACUCUGAGCAAGGUUUGUGUGAAAAUGUGUGACCCUGCCAAAGGAGCAGCUGGCCAGAGAACCAUUGCUGUCCUUCUGCCUUGCCUUCUGGACAAAGGAAUGAUGAGUCCUGUGACAGAAGUUCGAGCCCUGAGCAUUAACACCCUUGUGAAGAUCAGCAAAAGUGCAGGAGCCAUGUUGAAACCACAUGCACCCAAACUCAUCCCUGCUCUGCUGGAAUCCUUAAGUGUAUUGGAGCCCCAAGUUCUCAAUUAUUUGAGCCUUCGGGCUACAGACCAAGAAAAGGCUGCUAUGGAUAGUGCUCGACUCAGUGCUGCCAAAUCAUCUCCCAUGAUGGAAACAAUCAACAUGUGCCUGCAAUAUCUUGAUGUGUCGGUGCUGGGUGAGCUAGUUCCUAGAUUAUGUGAACUGAUCAGAAGUGGUGUAGGUCUUGGAACUAAGGGAGGCUGUGCCAGUGUCAUCGUGUCUUUAACAACUCAGUGUCCGCAGGACCUAACACCUUACUCAGGUAAACUUAUGAGUGCUUUGCUUAGUGGCCUGACAGAUCGAAAUAGUGUAAUUCAGAAAUCUUGUGCAUUUGCCAUGGGCCAUUUAGUUCGGACCUCACGAGAUAGCAGCACUGAAAAACUGCUGCAAAAGCUCAGUGGCUGGUACAUGGAGAAAGAAGAACCCAUCUAUAAGAUUUCUUGUGCUUUGACUAUUCAUGCGAUUGGACGAUACAGCCCUGAUGUAUUAAAGAACCAUGCCAAAGAAGUUUUGCCCUUGGCAUUUCUAGGCAUGCAUGAAAUUGCUGAUGAAGAGAAAUCUGAAAAAGAAGAAUGUAAUUUAUGGACUGAAGUGUGGCAGGAAAAUGUACCUGGGUCCUUUGGAGGCAUCCGAUUGUACCUGCAGGAAUUGAUUACCAUUACCCAGAAGGCAUUGCAGUCUCAGUCUUGGAAGAUGAAAGCCCAGGGUGCCAUUGCCAUGGCAUCAAUUGCAAAACAGACCAGCUCUCUAGUACCUCCAUAUCUGGGAAUGAUACUGAGUGCAUUGUUGCAAGGCCUGGCUGGAAGAACAUGGGCAGGAAAGGAAGAACUAUUGAAAGCCAUUGCCUGUGUGGUGACAGCUUGCAGUGCAGAGUUGGAAAAGUCUGUGCCCAAUCAACCCAGCACAAAUGAAAUUCUUCAAGCUGUUCUGAAGGAGUGUUGCAGAGAAAAUCUUAAAUACAAAAUCGUAGCAAUCAGCUGUGCAGCUGAUGUUUUGAAGGCCACCAAAGAAGACAGAUUCCAGGAGUUUUCUGACAUUGUCAUACCUCUCAUCAAGAAGAACUCACUUGAAAGCAUGGGGGUCCGGAUGACCAAAACAGAAGAUGAGAAUGAGAAGGAAAGAGAACUGCAGCUGGAGUCUUUGCUGGGUGCCUUUGAGAGCCUGGGCAAAGCCUGGCCUCGGAAUGAGGAGACCCAACGUUGUUAUCGUCAGGAGCUGUGCAAAAUGAUGUGUGAACGGCUAAAACUCAGCACAUGGAAAGUGCAGCUGGGAGUUCUUCAGUCAAUGAAUGCUUUUUUUCAGGGGUUAAUGCUUUUGGAAAAAGAACAUGCAGAUCCUGCAGCUUUGGCUGAAAUUCUCCAGGAAACUUGUAAAUCUAUCACUUAUUCUUUAGAAAAUAAGACCUACUCAUCUGUGAGAACAGAAGCUUUAUCUGUGAUAGAAUUACUGCUUAAAAAACUUGAAGAAUCUAAACAGUGGGAAAGUUUGACAUCUGAAUGCAGAGUGCUCCUGAUUGAGUCUUUAGCUACUAUGGAGACAGAUAGCAGACCUGAACUGCAGGAGAAAGCAUCAUUACUUAAGAAAACACUUGAAAAUCUGGAAUAAAUGAGAAGGGGAAGAAACAAGUGCCAUGUUUAUUGGGGGUUGAAAUGGUGGUAUUCUUUAAAAAACCAAGUGGGGAAGAGUAAAGAUUAAUCUGUAGCAUGCAUCAUUCCUUGGCUGAAAUAAAAAAAAAAAAAGCCUUAAAGUUUGUUCCUUAUUAGCUUUAUUUUAACUUGACUCUUUUUUUUUUUUUUUUUUUUAUUAAAACGUGGGCUGAGCUUAAAGGAACCUUGGGUGUUUGCGAGGUGGUUGAUUGUAAAUGAGACGGGAAGAAAUAGUUGUUAAAAGAAUUAAAGCUAUUAUAAAAAAUUAAAGCUAUUACAGAGAGUUGCAGAGCAAGCUGGACAAAAAUCUUAGCUAUCCAAGCUAAAGUUAUUUCAGGAUGGUUUCCUAUAAAUCACUUUAACCUCUUCUUUUAGACCUGAGGAAAUAGGAUUGGAGGUGAUAUAAAUUACUUUCUGAGCCCUGUGCCAAGGGCAGAUCAGGUGUUAAACAUCCUGCCCACUACACUCUUUUACAGCCGGACGCCAAAAGCAUUGCUAACCAUGGCCUACCCCAGAAAUUCCAAAGAUGAAGUAGAUUGAGGGUGACUGACAAUAGUCCUUGAUUGACUCUUUAUCAUUGGGUUCUUCAAAGUCAAAAGCUCAACAUUUCAUGUGUUCAACGGUUAAAUUUUUAGAAAGUGAUUGUUUAGCAUCUUUACAGGUUGAGAGCACAAGUUUGGGCUCCAUGUGAUUCUAAUCAAAGUCCUUUUACAGACAGAUUAAAGUAGAAGACAAGAUUGUUCCUCUGUCUGUAUCUGUGGUUGCAUAUUUUGCAAAACCCAAAACAAAAAAUCGCAGACUGCCUUGAUUUAGACCAUUUGUAAUCUCAAAAUUGUAAUGACAACUUAAAAUUUUUUACUCAUUUUUAUGCUAAUAGUCUGACUUUGUAGGGUAGAAGGAGAGCCUAUUAAUUAACCAUCAUGAAAUUACCUCUUUUUAAUGCAUUUUCUUAAAAUAGCAUAUCACUCCAAGUAGAUAAUUGUAGACAGAAUUUCUUUCCUUCCUUCUGCUGCUCACACCCCUGCUUAAGAGUAUAGGGUAAUUUUAACCUACAUGUUUAUGGUUAGCUAAGGACUCUUUAGCUUGCCUUGGAUUCCACGGCACAAGAUUGAUUUACAUGCAGUACUGUUCUCUUAUUGCAUCAACACCAGGAAUCUCCACGUUUAUUAUUUUUGGUGGAAACUCUAUAUUUAUUAGUAUUGGUUGUCUCCAUUGACCACUGUGCAUUUCAUACUGUUUUGGUUGUGACUCAUAAUAAAAAUAACUUCUACUUCAUGAUCCAGAACAGAAUGUGUGUGUGUGUGUGUGUGUGUGUGUGUGUGUGUGUGUGUGUGUGUAUGUAUCUAUGUCUGAAUAUAAAAUCUUUAACUGAAAUAAAUCUUUUGUGAAAUAAUACAUAGUCACUAUGUGUGACACACUUUGAUUUCUCUCUGUUGUAAAUUCUUCAGACCCACUCAACUGGGUUACUACUCAUAGUUUGAAAAACACUGCCAUGGAUAGUACCUAAAUUUAUCUGAAUGUGUUAUGUUUGGGAUUACUUCUGAUUAGGAAAAGGAUUUACAAAUAAAAAUUUUCAGUGUUUAUUACUCUUUGCUGAUACUGAAAUGUAGUUGUGAAUUUUACAGAACCUUUUGUAGACUUCCAUUUGAGAAUAACUUGCUUGGAUGUUCUUCAGAAAGCUGUGAUUCAUAGGACUUGGUAUUUUCCAGAUCAGCAUUUCCCCUCCACUAAAUGCCCUCUGACUUUCACUUACAGUAUGGAGGAUAUGCUUCCUUGUCAAGAGGGUAGUGCAGGUCAGGGAUGUUCAGAAAGUAAUAAUUUAAAGAAGGGCAAGAUCUGUGCAAAUGGUCUGUAGCAGGUGUUGAAACCUCAUCAAAUUUUGUGCUUUUAAAGCUUUUUGGUUAUUUAAUAUUGGGAAUUUCCCUUGGUGCUGAGAAUGGUGCUGAUAUCACCUCAACCCCCACUCUGUCUGCCAAAACUUAGUGCUUUUGAGUUACAUUUCUUUUAGCUUUCUAAGCACAUUUCUAAUUUAUAUACUUAAUGCCUUCAUCUUGACCAGCCAAACCAUUUACACAUCUACUCAUGAUAAAUUAUUUUCUCACAGUGCAGCUUAUGUUUGGUGUACACACAUUUAUUUAAACAGGUCAAUAACUGAGUCUGUAAGUACAGAAUGUUGAUGAUGAUGAACAAAUGGCUAAAGUUCCCAUGCACACCUCUUUCAUCAGUCUUCAUUAUUUAAAGCUAUCUGGAAUGGAUUUUGAUUAUUUUUCUCUCUAUAAGUUCAGAGCUUCUUGUCAUACAAACAACCAGUUUGUAGGCUCUCUUACUGAAUUCCUUAUUCCUGACAUUAGUGCAUUAUCUAUAGCUUCACAAAUUUAUUGAUAUGUGAGAGGGGAGAUUCCGGGACUGUGGCAACUGGAAAUAACCAUGAAAGUGGUAUACAGUUGUAUUUUGGGUGAUAAAGAGCAAUUUGAAUGUUUAUAUUCAAUUUAUAGUUCCCAGAGGGUCUUCCUGUGACAAAUCUCCGUUCACAAGACUUCCACCAAAUUCCUGUUAUGUUGCCCUUUUUUCACUUAUGUAUUAUGAAAAAGAAAAAAGAAACAAAGAUACGGUCUCAGUUGUCUGCUCUACUAACAGUUGCACUUCUGAACAUGGGUCCUUUGUGGGAUGUAUCUUGGUUCUAGUGCCACAAUAUAUUCAUGCUGCUUGUUAAGUCCAGGGAAUUAUUUUGAUAUUGGCACUCACUGUAAUGUAUAAGCUGUUGUUAAAUGGAUGUAUAUGUGACAGAUUUUUGUAUUUUGUAUGCGACGUCUUCACAGAAUCCUCCGCAAUAUGUACUUGGCUAGCAAAGCAUGUAAUAAGCCUUCUUUGAAAGGAAAAUCUGUCCCAUGCUAAGAAGACAUUAAAUGGUAAAUAAAAGCUGCAUAGCUUGUU
Messenger RNA from Ictidomys tridecemlineatus (thirteen-lined ground squirrel), 8516 nucleotides. It is a transcript of the gene Ecpas, whose product is annotated as Ecm29 proteasome adaptor and scaffold. Gene Ontology annotation, biological process: ERAD pathway; proteasome assembly. Gene Ontology annotation, molecular function: molecular adaptor activity. Lineage: Eukaryota; Metazoa; Chordata; Mammalia; Rodentia; Sciuridae. The record is from RefSeq and is a predicted model, not a curated record. Gene Ontology annotation, cellular component: nucleus; cytoplasm.